GCAUCAUCACUCUUCGAGUCAUUGGUCGCUUUCUUCAGGUAAUAAUCCUCGGCUAGGGAAGUGAACGCGCUGAGAUUAUUCUCGGACGGGGAGCAGCGCGAGGAGCCGAGUGUCGUGCAGAUGACGGUUGAGCAGCGCGUGAGGAGUAAUGUCCUCCGCUGAGAUAGUUGACAGCUAACGUUAGUCAACAAGCUAACACGAUUAGCUUAGCCUAGAAGCUCAUAAUUACUCGAAACCAACAAGAUGGCAUGACAGUAUAACAAUUACCCGUUGAUAUGUUACCAAUAGGGGAUAUUUAGAUGCGCGUGUAUACACUGAGCGACAUAUGCGCUUUAAAGACGUUCUAGUUAGCUUAACGUAAGUUAGUUCGAUAGCUUUGUUUACAUAUUCAAUUUUUACCACCCAAGUGAUUUAUUAGUGUUACAGAAGCUUGAUAACUUAGUAGCGUCGUUGUAGCUUCCUCUUUGACAGGGCUUGGCUUGUAACAAGUUAACCAAACUUCUUGAGGUUUCGACUAUACUUCGCCACCUCAGUUGAAAAUGAAAAACUGUGAGUAUCAACAAAUAGACCCGCGAGCUCUCAGAACAUCCAGCAGCCGGACCUCCAACACCCUGCCCUGCGGGAGAAAGGGCUCCCAGCGCCUGAAGAGGAAAUGGGAGGUUUUCCCUGGGAAAAAUCGCUUCUACUGUGACGGACGUAUUAUGUUGGCCAGGCAAUGCGGAGUCCUCCCGCUGACCAUCGGCCUUAUUUUCAUCACCAGUGUCUUAUUCUUCACAUUUGACUGCCCUUUUCUGGUGUAUCACCUCACUGUCUUCAUUCCAGUUAUUGGUGGAGUGUUAUUUAUAUUUGUCAUCAUUAGUCUUCUUCAAACCAGUUUUACAGACCCAGGGAUUUUGCCCAGGGCUUUGCCAGAUGAGGCUGCAGACAUUGAGAAACAGAUUGAUAAUUCUGGAUCUUCAACAUACCGUCCACCUCCUCGCACUAAAGAGAUCCUCAUAAAUGAUCAGGUGGUUAAGCUUAAAUACUGUUUCACAUGCAAGAUGUUCCGUCCACCCCGGACGUCCCACUGCAGCCUAUGUGACAACUGUGUUGAGCGCUUUGACCAUCACUGUCCUUGGGUGGGAAACUGUGUGGGGAAGCGCAACUAUCGUUUUUUUUAUGCCUUCAUAGUGUCGCUGUCAUUUCUGACUUCCUUUAUCUUUGGCUGUGUGAUCACUCACCUCACUUUGCGAUCACAAGGUGAGAAUGGUAUCAUCCAGGCAAUACAGGACAGCCCGGCCAGUGUUGUCGAGCUGGUCAUUUGCUUCUUCUCCAUCUGGUCCAUUCUUGGUCUAUCGGGUUUCCAUACUUAUCUUGUGGCCUCCAACCUUACAACCAACGAAGAUAUCAAAGGAUCUUGGUCCAGUAAAAGAGGAGAAGAAUCAGGAAAUCCAUACACCUAUAACAACAUCUUCACAAACUGCUGUGUGGUGCUUUGCGGGCCGAUGCCACCCAGCUUGAUUGACAGAAGAGGCUUUGUACCUCCAGAGGACGCGCCUCAAACUGUGACCUCUGACGCUGAGCUCCCUGCUUUCAUGGCCAAAAAUGACACAAACAUGUGCGCACAGGGCACAAAGGAGCUUUUAGAAUCAAUGGCAAACUCCACAGUGAUCCAGAGCACCUGUGCUCCUGGCAAACCCAAAACUGCCCCGGUUACCCAAGAGAGUCUACUAAAUACUGUCUCCAUAACUGUCUCUCCUCCCAGCAAACCUCCCUCCAACAGCUGCUCGGGCCGCCAGGCUCAACGGCCUAUAGAUGUGCCCUGCUCCCAGAGAGGGCUCAAACGUGCAGCUCUUCACACCCAUAAACCCAUGCUGCGUCUGCAGAGUCCUCUCUACUCCCUCAGCGACAGUCCACUCAUUCUUAGCGACUCUCCUGACAUGAGCUUCAUCCCACUGAACUGAGCACAGUAUCUCUGCCACCAGCAACCUUGUGCAAAUACUCUUCUCUCUGUUACUAGAACAGCAUCACACUUAUUUUAUUAUUUUUUUUUAAAGACUGUGACGUACUAAGCUCAGGAUCCUCUCAGGAAACAUGCCAUCUUUCAACAAAAGAGAAUAAACCUUCACCGUUUUUGAACUUCCGUUAUCAUACAUUUGAUGGAGAGAAUUGCAAAGCUUCUUGAGAAGAUGCUUUUGGUUUUCAAUCCAGUCUUGCACAAAAAUAUCAGCAGAUGAUCAGUGUUUUUUUUUGUUUUUUUUUAAUUUUCAUGGAACUUUGAGCCAUUUCUCCAGCCUUUUGUCAUCCCCUUAGACCUAAUGCAAUAAUUCUUCGCUUUCAAAGGUCAUUUGGGUCUAAAACAAGCCUUACUUUGGAGAUACUUCUAUUAAUUUUGAGUGGUGUUAAAGACCUGCUUCAAUGAAGUCAUUGGCUAAAAAGUAUUCACACCAACAGCCAAGUAGACGCAUGGCAGUUACGGAUCGGAGAGCUCGGGAUUAGUAUUAUUGAGUUUUCCAUGUUUGUGAAGCGCUGUUACUGUUGGUCCAGGAGUCGUUUUCUCCUGUAUAACGUUGUGGUUUCCAGUGAAUUAACAGAUUUCAUAUUUUUGUUAGUUUUGUGUCCUUUUACUACAGGGUUUUUUCUUCUUUAAAUGUUUUUUGGACACCCAAGUGAAAUUUUAGAGUGACUAGUUUCCACCUGUAAGAGAAUUAAUCUAGUUUCUUAUUAGUAGAUUAGAAAGUGAUUAAUCAAAAAGCACAAAACGUGAUGUAUUUUUGAACAUCUUGAACUACUAGUUAACCAUAAUAAUCUCAUUUUAAUAGUCAUGUGGAUGCAAAUGUGGAAGUGUGCUUUUUAGAAAUGUAUACAUUUUCAGUAGCACUUUAAAGUUGUUGGUUUUUUUAAUAUCAAGUCAUGCGUUAGAUGGAUCAGUGUUUCUCAACCAUGUUGGACCACCAGCUCUGCACAUUUUCCAUGUCUCCUUCACCAAACACGCCUGAUUUAGAUAAUCGGCUCAUUAGCAGAGACUGAAAGACCUAUAAUGGGUAUGACAGAGAAAGGAGGCAUCUAAAACAUGCAGUGUUGGUGGUCCUCUAGGAACGUGGUUGAGAAACACUGCGAUAAUGACUUGAUGUUAAACUUUUUAAUAAGCCCUUUAACCUAGUUUUAAAGUGUUAACCAGUGUUAAGUUGAAAAACAAAAUAUCAAAUGUGAGUAUGACUACAAUUAUAAUACAUAUGUUUAAUAAUUACAUUUUUGGAUAAUGAUUUUUGCAUACAUCUUUGAAGGAUAAUUCUCCGAAAAUCAUUUUUAAUCUAGGAAAAACCCUGUUACAUUUCUGACUUUUCAUUGGUGGGUCAACAAUUGCUUUUGAAUUGUUAUUAGUGUUUUAACUAAGCUCCAGUAAAGAACUGUUUUAACUUAAACCUUUUGCCUUGAGAUGAUGGGUUACUGAUGAAUUAUUUACAUCGUCGUCUUUUAAUAAAUAGAAGUCUGGCACAGUAAUAAAUUUGACAGUAUAAGUUGGAGAAAUGUCUUGCACAUUUAAGAACUAAUCCUUAAACUGAUGUCUAUCACUGCCAGGCGUGUCGGAGGGAAAGUAAAAGAAUGUAUAACUUGUGUUUUGUCUUAUUAUCCUUUUUCACCUGAAGACUUAAAGUAAUAAAAAGAAACGUUUUUUUUUCAA
Molecule: messenger RNA, 3664 nt
Organism: Danio aesculapii
Lineage: Eukaryota; Metazoa; Chordata; Actinopteri; Cypriniformes; Danionidae
Gene: zdhhc18a
Product: zinc finger DHHC-type palmitoyltransferase 18a
Exons: 10
Coding region: 540-1943 (467 amino acids)
Biological process (GO): protein targeting to membrane; peptidyl-L-cysteine S-palmitoylation
Cellular component (GO): Golgi apparatus; endoplasmic reticulum
Molecular function (GO): protein-cysteine S-palmitoyltransferase activity
Source: RefSeq, a predicted model, not a curated record